AUGGUUGGUAUAUUUAAUAAAAGGGUAUGUAAAUGAUUAAUUGUGGAUGAUGUCAAAAAUAUAAAAUUAAUUACUUACUAACUAUGAUGUUUUAAGAGAAGUAGACCAGAUUCUUAUCAAGGUUUUAGUAAAUAUGCUCAUGAAAUUAAUAACUAUCACAAUCAACAACAAGAACAACAACAACAACAUUUAAAUGCAGGAUUACCUGUUCAAUCCACUCAAGUUAGAAGUCAAUCAAUGACUAGUGCAAGUCAAGCUGCUGCUGCUGCUUUAAGAUUACAUUCUUCACCAAUAAAACAAAGUCCAUCUCAUCAAACUUUAGCUCAAAAACAAUAUGGUAGACUGAAUUCAUUAAGUUAUGCAAAUGCAAAUAGAAUUAAUGGUAAUAGAUCAAAUUCUUUAAGAUCAAAUUCGUUAAAACAGUAUACUUAUACGCCAAAACCAUCAUAUUCACCAGGUCCAUUAAAAGAACCAACCAAAUCUCAACCAAGAAGAUAUAAUAGUCUUAAUUCUAAUGCUUCUUAUAUACCCAAAUCUGUUAAUCUUCAUCAACAAGAUUUCAUUGAAGAAGAAAAUGAUCGAGAUUUUGAUGAAGAAGAAAUUACUGUUACUACUACUGAAACUAAAAUUUUAGAUUCUCAAGGUAGAGUCACUAGUAUCACCACGAAAAUUGUUAAACAAUUACCUGAUGGUUCAGAAGUUGUAGAAACAAAAACUAAAAAUAUUUCAAGAAUGAAUUCAAGAGCAAAUUCUUUAAGUUCAACAAGUCAACCUCCAAAUUUUAAUAGAACUAAUUCAAUUACGAACCAAACUAAUUUGAAAAAGAUUGAUGAACAUUUACAUAAUUUUGAUUAUGAUUAUCAAGUAGAUUCGAAUACUCAACAACAACAACAACAACAACAACAACAACCGUUAAAUUUGAAUCAAGAAAAUGAAAUUAAAGAAUUGGGUCCACCAUUUGAACAUAAUAAUAAUAAUAUUAAUAAUAAUAAUAAUAAUAAUAUUAAUAAUAAUAAUAAUAAUAAUAAUAAUAAUAGUAGUAUUCAAAGAACUUCUUCAAUUGCAUCACUGCAAAAACCAUUAAGAUCAAUUUUGAAAUCUACACCUAGACCUAAUUUCGAUGAUGCAAAUGAACAAAAUAUAACUGCUUCUUCAUCACCUACUGAUCAUCCAUAUAAAUCACUAAGAGAUAAUAAACUAAUUUCAAGUCCACCACAACAAGCUCAACAACAAUUUUCACAACAACAAUUUUCACCUCAAAAUGGUUUAACUUCACCUGCUAGUUCAAUCAAAUUUAAUGAUAAUGUAACUACAAUUCCAAUCCAAGCUGAUAAAAAGAAAAACAUAUCAUCACCACCUCAAAUUUCAAAACCAAAAGCUUCUAAUCAACAAAUUGAUGCUGAUUUUUAUGCUGCGGCAAUGCAAGCAGCAUAUAAGAAAGUAUAUGGAGAAAAUGCAGUUCCACCACCACAACCACCACAACCAAUUCAACCAAUUCAACAAUCUUCUCCACUUCAAGAUAAUCCUGAAUUAAAUGAAAAACAUAAAAAAUUUGGUUUUAUUCCAUUAUCUCCAAAAAAACAAGAACAUCAACCAAGAACAAAUUCAAUUGAUUCAUUAGUUGAAAAUAAAUUAAAAAAAGAUCAUGAUGCGUUUGAAAGAAAAAAUGAAGUUGAACAACAACAACAAGUACCUUCAAAUUAUAAAUAUCAGAAUCAUUAUAAAGAAUUUGCUGUUCAUUCAAUGAGAGAUGAUCCUAAAAUAAAUAAGGGAAAAGCAAAAGAAGAAAAGAGAAGAGCUAAAGAACAAGCAGAAGAAGAAAAAAAAAUAGCUAAAGAACAAGCAGAAGAAGAAAAAAGAAGAGCUAAAGAACAAGCAGAAGAAGAAAAAAGAAGAGCCAAAGAACAAGCUGAAGAAGAUAAAAGAAGAGCCAAAGAACAAGCUGAAUUAGAAAAGAAGAGAAAGAAAGAAGAACGUAAAUCUAAAUUCCGGAAUUUCUUUGGUUUAAAUAAAGAUAAAAGAAGAAAUAGUUAUAAUAGUUCUAAUAGUAUUGGUGGUUCAUCAUUUGAAAGUAAUCAAAAACCAAAAGAACAAGAAUUAACUACAUCACCGAUUCAACAACCAAUUAAAGAAACAAAUGAAGUUCCUCCUCAAGCAUUUGCAGCAACAACACAACUACAACCGAUUAAUGAAUCUACAGUUGGAGCCGUUCAAAAUUCACCAAUCCAACAAUCAAAUCAACCAGUUCAAAAUACAACAAUUAUUGAAGAAGAACCAGUUAUAAUAGAACAACCAAAACAACCAACUUCACCAUCAAGAAAACCAGUACCUGAAUCUCCAUUAAUUGAAAAAGAAAAUCCAAUUUCAUCAAAAGAUAUUUCAAAACCAAUAGAUUCAAAACCAAUUGGACCUAAUCCAAUUGAAUCAACUCAACAAGGUAAUAUUGUAAAACCAGUAGAAACAGAACCAGAAUUAACUCAAGAUACAACAGUUAUUGAUUCACAAAUUUAUAGAAUUUCAGUACCUCGUACUAUUUCAGAUGAUGCAAUUUAUCCAUCACCAAAUAUUAAUAAUUCACAAAGAUUAUCAAAGUUUUAUUCUGCAACUAAUGAAACUCCAUUACAAUCAAAACAAUCAGUGAUUCAAAAACCUCAAUUGGGUGAAAUUGAAGAUGGUGAUGAUGACCAUGAAAAUGUAGAUGAAUUUAAAAGCUUAAAUGAUGAAGAUUUAGCUGAUUUUGAGGAGAAGGAUGGUACUGGUGUUUAUAAAGAAGAUGAUGGAGAUGAUGAUAUUAGUGUUUAUGAUGAUGAAGGUGUUAGACCUGUUAAUUCAAAGAAAGAUUUGUCAAAUGUUGAAAAUACUACUACUUAUGAUAAUUCAAAAGAAAUAAAAACUAAUGACUUUAGCAAUGCUGCUGCGUAUGAAUCAGAUCGAAUAUUGAAUGAAGCUUAUACUGCUGGUUUAAACAAAGGUGCAAAUCGUGAAGCUCAAAUCACUGAUUCGAGUUAUAAUACUGGUUUAUCUAAAGGUGAAGAAAUUGUUGAAAUUCCAAAUCAAGUAAAUGAUAAAUUUGGACUAGAAAAAGCUGUUUCUGAUGUUUAUCCAAGAGAUGCUCAUCAUGAUGAACAAUUUGUGAAUUCAAAUUACAAUACUGGGUUAUCAAGAGGUGAAGAAAUAAUUAAAAAUUAUAAAGAUAAUAAAGAUCAUCGUGAAUCAGAAAUUAUAGAUGCUUAUGCCGCAGAACCAUAUGAGAAAAUAUCCAAAAAUGAUGCAAUUGAACCUAAAGAAUCAUCAAGUUAUGAACAAGUUGAAAAACCAGUAGAGAAUGAUGUUACACCGCAGAUUAAUGCAACUCCAAAUUUUAGUAAUCAUAAUGUUUCUGAUGAAGUUAAACCAUCUGCAUUUGUAAAAGAUCAUACUCAUUCUAAUAAUCAUGGAUUUAUACCACCUUUACAGUCACAACAAAGACAACAACAACAAAAGCCAUCAGUUGCAACUGAUGAAACAACACCAAUAAGUAAUAAAUCAUAUCCAAAUACAAAUAAUUCAACAGUACAGACUGAACCCGAAUUAAUAGAAGCUGAACCUGACUCACAGAUUAACGAAUUGGUAGUUGAUGAAAAAGCAAGUAAAAAGAGUAGGAAACAGAAGAAACCAAGUAAAUUUAAAGAAAAAUUUUUUAAAUAUUUUAUUAAUACUUAUGAUUGA
Messenger RNA from Insectozyma verbasci, 3708 nucleotides. The record is from the annotation of a GenBank genome assembly. Lineage: Eukaryota; Fungi; Ascomycota; Pichiomycetes; Serinales; Debaryomycetaceae.